GGAACCUUGUCGUCCCUUCGCGCCAAAAACCAAUCUGAACCUGCGUCAUCUUGCCGGUGCCCCAGCGCAUGUCCAAUGUCUAAAUCAAUAAUCGUCGAGAGAAAUUAUUCCGCCUGAACCACAACAGCGGCCUCAAUCAGACACAACGCGAAUACGUACGUACCAAGAAACUCAAAACAAUGAAUGACCCACGCCUCAACAACCUGCUCAAAUGGAGCAUCGAAAACUCCGAAGCGUCUCGCAGCGACCCAAACGCGCCCAAAACGGACCCCAGCAGAACUCUUGAUGCCGAUGCCCUGCGCGCAUUGUUAACGGGAAUGACUGGCCCCUCGGACGCCGAGAUGAUGCUGAGGAAAAUGGACAUUAUCAUGAGCGAUCAGCAUUCCCUCGAGGACAAGGUGUCGGCAUUCGAUGACUUCGAGAUGCUCAUCGAGAACCUGGACAAUGCCAAUAACAUGGAAAACCUGGGCCUAUGGACCAAGCUGAUAGACCAGCUGGAGCAUGAGGAGGCCGAGAUACGCAAGUAUGCCGCUUGGUGUGCAGGCACGGCUGUGGAGAAUAAUGCGCGCGCACAGGAGAGGCUCCUCGUUGUCGGCGCGAUACCUACCCUCGUCAAGCUCGCAAUCGAAGACCCCAGCCGAGAGGUCCGAAAGAAGGCCGUUCGCGCCCUAUCUUGCGCAUCGCGGAAUCAUCAACCGAGUCUGGACGCCCUCCUGGAACAUGUACCAUCACAGUACAGGCCUGAGGCGAAACUAGACGCUGGAGAUAUGGCUGCUGUUGACAGUUUGAUUCACAGACUCAAAGCGGACGCAGAGAAGCCCCGUUGAGAUUAGGGGCCCACGCUUCCUUGCAUUCAUUGGCGUUCUGGCGCAUAUUUUCGGCAUUGGAGGGCUGGCUGCCCAUGUGCAUACGGGUUGCAUAUCAGGAUUUUGCUAAGGAGUACUGAACAUAAUCGUACUCGGAGCGUCGUUGACACCUCAACUUGGUUCUUAUUAUUAGAAGGCUCCUGGAUGCAUACACAGUAGACCGUCUCUACAGAUAUGAGAAAAGUGGGGUUGCUACAUCCGGUAAGAGUCAUCGCUCACCGGUAGUUCGCCGCCUUAUGUAAUCUUCCUAGGAGUCACUAUUCGUCGAUCACCUCGACUCCGAAGAUGAUUCAUCUACCAUCUCACUUCUCAUAUGGAUGCACCGUCCUCUUCAAUGUCAGAUUCAAAGUUCAC
Molecule: messenger RNA, 1220 nt
Organism: Westerdykella ornata
Lineage: Eukaryota; Fungi; Ascomycota; Dothideomycetes; Pleosporales; Sporormiaceae
Product: Hsp70 nucleotide exchange factor fes1
Exons: 2
Coding region: 180-827 (215 amino acids)
Source: RefSeq, a predicted model, not a curated record